Molecule: messenger RNA, 1719 nt
Organism: Linum tenue
Lineage: Eukaryota; Viridiplantae; Streptophyta; Magnoliopsida; Malpighiales; Linaceae
Source: the annotation of a GenBank genome assembly
AACGCGGAGAACAGAAAAACAAGAAAGGUCACGGAGAGAAACGAAAGUGCGAGAGAGUUCGCGGCGAAGGGCAGAAAAGAGGACGGAAAAUUGCUGGGUUUUGUUGGGUGAUUGAUUUUAGAGCACUGUAAAGGCUUGCGAAACGUUCUCUCUGUCGUUGUGGGAUUUUGGUGGGUGAAGUAAAAAUGGUGGCUGAAGCAGAGGUAGUGGUUUGUCAGCAGAGCGUCGGCGUCCCGCCGGCGCUGGAUGUUCAGUUCUUUGCUAAAGCAGUGAGUAGCGGUGGUGGCGGCUUGCAUCAGGCUGAUUUAAUCUCGCCGACGAGGUUGACCGGCCCAAUUCGAGUCUCAGACUCCGCUGAUUUGUCGGCCUCUACAGAGGAUGUUAAGCCCAUGCAUAAGGUUCUGGAUGAAGUUCUUGAGGCAGAAGGAUUGCAAUUUGUUCCCAGCAUCCGCUCUGGUAGUUUUUCUGAUAUUGGUCCUCGAAGGUACAUGGAAGAUGAGCAUAUACGAGUAGAUGAUUUAAGCACGCAAUUGGGCUCAUUGUUCUCGUUUCCAAAGCCAAGUGCUUUCUAUGGGGUCUUUGAUGGCCAUGGAGGACCCGAAGCCGCAGCUUACAUAAGGAAAAAUGUCAUGAGGUUCUUCUUUGAAGAUGUCAACUUCCCACAGAGAUCUGAAGUGGAUACCAUCUUUCUUGAAGAGGCAGAAAAUUCGCUUAGGAAAGCUUUCCUUCUUGCGGAUCUGGCUUUGGUAGAGGAGGGCGGUGUGAGCAGCUCUUCUGGGACAACAGCAAUUGCUGCAUUUAUAUUUGAAAGGCUCCUUCUGGUUGCCAAUGCCGGUGAUUGCAGAGCAGUUCUCUGCCGGAAAGGGGAAGCCAUCGACAUGUCUCAAGAUCACCGGCCCAUUUAUCCUUCCGAAAAAAGGAGGGUCGAACAAUUGGGCGGAUACAUCGACGAUGGUUACCUUAACGGUGUGUUAUCGGUCUCACGAGCACUUGGUGAUUGGGACAUGAAACUACCCUGUGGCUCUCGGUCUCCUCUCAUAUCAGAGCCAGAGUUCCGUCAAGUGGUUCUCACUGAGGAAGACGAGUUUCUUGUUAUUGGUUGCGACGGUAUAUGGGAUGUCAUGUCAAGUCAGCAUGCAGUGAGUCUCGUCAGGCGUGGACUGCGUCGGCAUGAUGACCCGGAACAGUGUGCCAAGGACCUUGUCAUGGAGGCAUUCCGCCGCAACACCUUUGACAACCUCACUGUGAUCAUUGUCUGCUUCUCGUCCCCUGAUCAUCGGGAAUCCAUGUCGCCUGUAAGGCAACGAAGGCCGAGGUGCUGUAGCCUAUCUGUGGAUGCUUUGUGUAGCUUGAGAAACUUGCUGGAUGGGAAUGGCAAUCCUUGAAGGUAUAAAUCAGCGCGAUGUACAUUCUUCGUCCGGUAAAUUUAUGAAUUCUCAUUAGGAGGAUAGAGUUGACCGUUUUACGGCCCUGCUUCAUUUGGAUGGUACCAGGCGAGAAGGUUGAGCACAUGCAAAUAAUAAGGAGCUUGCAGUUCUGUAGGUUUUGUUGUGGUUACUUGUCGAAUUCUACAGGUUUUGAUAUUUUCUUGAACAGCAGGGUCAAGUGGAUUGGUGUAAAUAGAUUGGGUCUGCUGAUGUAAAAUGUUGUACUGUAUAUUUACACUAGUUUGCAAUGGCUUAUCCUCUAAUCUGGCCAAACGAUUUUCUACCAAAAGAA